AUGCUGGUGCCCGGGAUGCCACUGCACGAAUUUGCGCAGCGCAUGCAGGCAGGCUGCACACUGCUGCCCCUGAUCUACCCGGGCAGCGAGUUCUACUACCUGCAGUCUCCGCUGUGGCCAGAGAUCCUGCCAGAUGUGGAUCUUAAUGGGCCCCCUUUCAACUGUGUCACUCAGCCGGAUCCUAGUGACCCAGAGGAGGGAAUGGCGGUGCGCCAAGUGGCAAGGAUGUGGCUGUCCCCUUCAGGAGCUGUCAGCCCGCUACAUUACGACGGCCACACGAGCUUCCUCACACAGAUCAGAGGGAGGAAGCGGUUGUUGUUGUACCCUCCUAGCGCCUUAAGCAAGCUGCAGCCCUACCCCAGCUGGCACAUCCUGCGCCGCCGCUGCAGGCUGGACCCAGCAAAGCCCGACCUGAAGCGUUUUCCAGACUUCCACCAGAUUGAAGCUGUGGAAACGGUCUUGGAGCCAGGAGACACUUUAUUCUUUCCGCCACGAUGGGCCCAUUACACAGAGAGCCUGGACUUGUCCAUAUCGCUCACCUACAGGUUUGGACCCCGGAGACCUGCCACAGCCCGCUUAGUGAAUGGUUUGAGACAGUGCAAGGUGUCUGCAAAGAACAUGGCAGGGAUCAGGUGUGGCAGGAUAUUCGUGAAGUGA
Coccomyxa subellipsoidea C-169 is the source of this 657-nucleotide messenger RNA. RefSeq names its product Clavaminate synthase-like protein. Gene Ontology annotation, molecular function: 2-oxoglutarate-dependent dioxygenase activity. Bases 1 to 657 code for a protein of 218 amino acids. The transcript is spliced from 4 exons. Lineage: Eukaryota; Viridiplantae; Chlorophyta; Trebouxiophyceae; Coccomyxaceae. The record is from RefSeq and is a predicted model, not a curated record.